AUGCACAAGGACCCACGCGAACUCCACCACCACCACCCGAUCUCCGCUUCGCGAGGGCGAUCCACCAAUUUCUCAGGCCACGCCCUCCAUUUAUGAUCCCCCUGCUCGCUCCUCCCUUCACUCUCCUCCCGCCCCCUCAGCUCAAGCAACACGUCACGCAGCAUCGAUCGAUCGCAGGACAGAAGAUGGGCGAGGUUUCGCCGGAGAUGGAGCAGGUCUUCAAGCGCUUCGACACCAACGGCGACGGCAAGAUCUCGCUGGCGGAGCUCGCCGAGGUCCUCCGCACGCUGGGCUCUACCUCCGCCGACGACGUGAAGCGCACCAUGGCCGAGAUCGACACCGACGGCGACGGCAACAUCGACUUCAAGGAGUUCGGCGCCUUCUGCCGCGCCAACCCUGGCCUCAUGAAGGACGUGGCCAAGGUCUUCCUUUGAGUUUUUGCCUUCACAUUCCUUUUCUUCCUCCCUCCUCCUCCUCGAUCGUCGUCGUCGUCGUCGUUGGAUCCCUUCGAAUCGUUGUGUGCCUGUGGAAAUGUGUUAUGGAUCCUAUCAGCUCAAAGUAAUCGUCGUCACGAGUGUGAAUCGAUAUAUCUACUGCAUGAAGACACCGAUUUUGUUUG
This is a messenger RNA of Musa acuminata subsp. malaccensis (wild Malaysian banana), 619 nucleotides long. RefSeq names its product polcalcin Phl p 7-like. Gene Ontology annotation, molecular function: calcium ion binding. The record is from RefSeq and is a predicted model, not a curated record. NCBI's taxonomy places the organism in Eukaryota, Viridiplantae, Streptophyta, Magnoliopsida, Zingiberales, Musaceae.